CCACGAUUGCUGGUCAGCAAGGAGGGAUAGGGGCUACGCCCCCCAACAAGGGGACCCAGAGCUGGACGAGAUGAAGGAAAAUUUGAGGUAGAUCAGGAGAUAACGACUGGAGAUGGAGGAGAAACGGCGAAAAGAGGAAGAACAUAAGGCGAAAGAGGAAGAGGAGGUGAGGAGAAAUCAGGAUUUUGCCAGGAAAGCGGAAGAGUUCAAACUGCAACUUCGCACCGAACUCAUGGAGGAAUGGAGGAGGACGACAGCUGAAGCAACUAUGGCAAUGGAGAAGACCAGGAAACCCAGGAAGAUCAAGGUUCCGAUACGCGUUGUGAAGAGCAAGCGGAAAGGCAAACAGCAGAAGAGGAGGAGAAAGAAGGGAAGGGAGACUUCAGACGAAGACACAGAGGAAGAAAGCGACACGAACGAAGAGUCUACAGACUCCACCACUUCGGAAUCGGAUUCGGAACCACGGCAAGCGAGGAGAAAGGCAAGGACAGGACGGCAGAAGAAACGCCCCACAAGUAGACGAGCAAGUACGAAGGGCAAAGGAGGAUUGGGGAUACCCCACCCAGAGUUCAUGAACUUGGCGAGUGCUCGAGGCAACGGAAGUCGGGACAGACGGAGGGGAGCAUGCAGGAGGGACCUGAAGGUUACUACUGUGGAAUUCGCAAGCGGCCAGGAAUGGAUGGAAGGGUGGAGGAGACUGAGACGGAGAUUUGGGGACUCGACGAUGGAGAUUGGAGAGGAGAAUACACUACUCCGGCAUGCAAAACUGAAGCUACAACAGGGAGGCGAGGUAGUGCUGAAGAAGAUCGUGAAGGCAAAGACGACGACAGAACGAAACAAGACCAUGCUGACAGCAAUGCUGAAAAGACCAAGACCGGACACGCAGAUGAUCACGCUCCCGACUAAGAAGCUGAUCGGAUUGUACAGAACUGUUGGACUCUUCUCGAAGAAACAAACAAAACAUCGCCUGCGUACCAAGUUGGAUAGGAUUAUCGCACAGAAGACUGGAGUUAGUGUGAGGAAGCGGGUGAACAUAAAGAUGCUGUUUGAUUCUCGCAUACGUAAAGCCGGAGUCGGGGAAACGGCCGAGGACUUUGUCGCGAACCUGGUGAAGGAUAAACCGCUGGCCGAUUUUGUGAAGACACGUAUUCGAGUGUUGUGGCUCCGCAACAAGAAUGUAGGGGAGCUGAUACACAACCAAAAGAAGUACGCCAGCGUGAAAGAGCAUCCCUGCCCUUGCGAGGGCAGGUUACUUCCGAAAACUGAGGGCCGCAUCCUUUCCAGAUUUUCAGAUAUGGAGGUUCCGGAUUUUGUCCGAAAUGCGAAGAAUGUGACCAGACCGGCGAAAGCAGGGGAGACGCAGACCAUCGCUAAGGCUAUUUUCGAAGCUACAAGGCAUCUUAAAUGCAGGAAACUACCGGAGGUCAAACCUGGCGUGGUGUUCACCGGGAGACUGAUCGGAGCAGUAGCUUGGACUGACGAAGACGUAAGGAAGUGGGCGAAACAAUUCGAUGGCCUCGUACUAUCGCCCAUUGACAGGAACCAGGGUGACACUGCGGUCAUGUGCCCGGUACUCUAUAGGCAUGGCUUUGAGAGGUUGGAGGCGACGACACAGCGUUUCAGAGCAGCAGGAUGUGAAACAGCAGUCGGACGCUGCUACGACAUCAAAGAAAUGUUCUCCAGAAUACCACACGGAGCCGUGGAGCAAGCCGUACAUCAGCUACUGAAGAUCUAUGAGGACAAAGGUUGCAAGCAGAUCAGAGUUUCCUUACAAGGAAAACAGGGUGUCAUCAGCGAUAAUAAGAGAAAGAUGGAUGGAUACGUAAGCUUGACUCUGAAAUUGGUGAUGGCAGGCAUCAGAUACGACCUUCGACAUUCGGUGGUGAGAUGCGGGGACAAGCUGGUGAAACAGAUAUUUGGGAUACCGAUGGGGAAGUCGACUAGUCCUAUCCUAGCUUCGAUCACCUGCGCGAUGGCGGAACUCCGCUUCAUUCAAGAACUCAGCGCUGAUAAGAGACUGAUCGGAGGAUGGCGGGUGAUAGACGAUAUCACCAUCAUGGCUGGGAUACCGAAGGAUACUAAGAAUGAGGAUUAUCCUGAUAACCUCUUCGACGGAUUUGAGGAGGUCUAUGACCGGAACCUGGAUAUCAUCCGCAAGGAUGAAUGUGGUCUGACAUGGCAGUUUGUGGGGGAACAGAUGAUGAUCUGCAGUGAACCAUUGCAGAUUCACUAUGUCACUAGCACAAAGAACACUGAUUCUUUGCACAUGAUGGGGAAGUUGACCUUCCAAACUAUGCAGGACUUUGGCUCGUAUACUGCCAAGAGCGUGAAGAGAGUGGUCCUAACUACCAUUCUGAAAAGACUCUGGCAUCAUACUACGAACAAGGAACUCGUCAUCGGUGAGAUUGGAUACGCCAUAUGUGAGGCCAACCUCCAGGGAUACCCCCCGGAGGUCUCUCUCGGAGCCCUGGCCCAAUUGGCCAAGGCUGUGCCAAACCUAGCACUGCAUUGUCUACUGGCAGCAUUUACAAGCACGGCAGGAUGGGCAAAGCAACGGAGGAGUGGUAAGACGGAGAUCGCAAGCCGGGUGGGUAGUAGCUUUAGGGAGUAGAGACCCUUUUCUAGGACACACAGCGAGCCCGGAUCUGGCACGAUUCCAGGGAAAUG
Molecule: messenger RNA, 2667 nt
Organism: Chara braunii
Lineage: Eukaryota; Viridiplantae; Streptophyta; Charophyceae; Charales; Characeae
Source: the annotation of a GenBank genome assembly